AUGUGGCUGUCCGCCAAUUCCAAUCGACCUCGCGCUACAUGUCGAGAGCAGAAUCCCGAUCUCCCAUCCUCGUCCCAAACCUUGAACGCUGCUACGAUCUUCAAGUCGAACACGAUAGCUCCUUCGCCACCGCCAAACCCUUCUACACCUCUGAACGAUCGCGCAUCUCUUCGCGCUCUGGAUACAUCGUCUCGCCUUCACACAUCCCUAGACACUGGCAGCGGGCACUCGAGUCCUCUCAGCGCAGGCCUUCGAAUACGAACCGACGUACCUGGAUGCACAGUCACAGCUGCAAGCGCCGUUAAUACUGCACGAAGCUCGGAAGAAUUCUCCCGCGCACCUGCAACGACAAUUGGGAUAGCACGAACGCCAAGUAUCAAGAAUGUACUUGCGAGUAGCGUUGGCAGUAACACGAGUCUCGGUUCCGCGCCAAAUUCUGUGGUGUCUUCACCAAUGUUGAAUGCUAUGGCAGACGUUACUCCCCUACCGUCACCCCUCAUGUCGGGAGAUUCACCAGGGCCUUGGAGGAAACUUACGUCGGGACCUACUUCUCGAGAGACCUUAAUACCUCCCACGGCGGACUCGGCCCUCAUUACAGCUAACGGCGAGUCUAUAGCCUCAGCAAUAGCAAACCAGUCAAAACGCCGCGCCUUCCACGGGUUUGGAAAUAAUGAGUCGGGCCUGAAUAGCACAAUAAAGAACAGAGAUAAGAAUGCCGGGGGACAUACGAGAAAUAGAAGUCUCAGCGAGUAUGUGCCGGAAGCAGUGCAGAACUCAAUGCCUCGACAUAUCACAGUCUCGGGUUCCCAGUGUCCCACUAUCUUUAAUCCUGCUGCUGAAUCGGAUGCCUCGCUGGAUAUGCACUUGCGACGAGAACCGCAUUUGGCAGUACAAAGAGGUUUGGCACCUGUACCUCGACCUCCAACGCCGCCGUCGAGUAGAACGGGGGGCGAAAGUAGCGAUAGCGAUUCCCCAUUAACAGCUGCAGAAUUCACUCGGGCGAAAAAGCCGCGAUAUGAAUAUUAUGAUGCGUAUACUCGAGAUGGUAAGAAGAAAAAAAGAUGGCGAGGCCUGAAAGUUUUAGGGAAAGGAACCUUCAGCCAAGUGAUACUAGCAACGAGCCAACUCGACGGAGAAGACAGGAGCACAGAUGAGAACGAACAUUUCGAUCAACAAAUGGAAGGUAUCCUAACACCUGUGCCUGAGGUUAAGAUGGACCGGAAGAAACUGGUCGCCAUCAAAAUCUGUGAGCAUGGGCCGAAAGGAGGCGCUUCUGAGGACCGAGUGGAGAUGUCUUUGAAGCGCGAGUUGGAAAUCAUGAAGACAAUUCACCAUCCCUCACUAGUUUGUCUCAAAGCGUGGAAUAUCGAACAAACACGCGCUCUUCUGGUCCUCAAUUACUGCCCUGGGGGAGAUCUCUUCGAGGUAGCAAGUGGCCAUCGAGAUGUCAUGGUUCCAGGGCUCCUACGACGUAUAUUUGCAGAGUUAGUCGGGGCAGUGCGGUACCUGCAUGGGGCACAUAUUGUACACCGGGAUAUUAAACUUGAGAACGUCCUCGUCAACCUCACUCACUAUGAGCUCGCUCGUAAUCAAGACUGGACAGUCUAUCCAUACUCAAUCAUUACACUUACAGAUUUGGGGCUUGCUCGCCACGUUGCUGAUGAUGAAAAACUCACUACUAGGUGCGGAUCCGACGAUUAUGCUGCGCCAGAAGUGAUUCUAGGCCAGCCCUAUGAUGGACGCGCCAUUGAUGCUUGGUCUCUGGGUGUCCUUCUAUAUGCCCUUCUCGAGAGUCGAUUGCCAUUUGACCCCCAUCCAAGAAUGUCCGAAGCGCAACGAAUGCGCAGUCGAACCUCUCAUCGCAUUGCGAGAAUUGAAUGGGUAUGGAUCGAAUACGCCGGGGAUGAAGGGGACCGUGAAAGCGACCCAGAAAAGUUUAGAGCCAAGGGGUUAGAAGGUGCCAUGCUAGCAACGGAGGGACUAUUAAAACGAGUUAGGAAUCGCUGGACGUUGGAGCAAGUUGCCGAGCUGGAGUGGGUCAAGGGGGCGAUUGCUGUCGAAGGCGGGAUCAAGUUCCGCGAAGAGGCUGAUGCGGAAGAGGUGUUGGAUAUUGAUUCCUCGCCUUUAUAGUGACCCUUUAUCACCCACGCCCUAAUAUCAUCAAGGUUCCACGGACGAUGAUGAUGAUGACAUUGCAGGGUAGAAAAAAAGCCUUGAGGAUAAACCCGUAUUUGUUUCGGUAAUUGUAUUUGCAGCGAGUUGCGCAAGGGAUUUACGGUUCCGUCAUGGUAUUAUAGGGCAGGAAACGGCGUUUUGCGAGUUUGAGACUCCUCUCACAUGAGAGGGUGUUUGUGUUUGUUGUAUCUUACGGGUACGUACCUUACCUAUGUAUAUAUAUUAUCAAUUUUCGCGGAUGGAUCAAUUGUGGGAUAGGAAGAGAUGAAUGAUGGAUGGAAAGCUUAGAGAAAGGAACAACUGGCCGUAUUUGUAGUGUAGUAGUUGUAGCAAACCGCGAGAUUUCUUUCUUGAAUGCAAAAACGAU
Molecule: messenger RNA, 2542 nt
Organism: Amorphotheca resinae ATCC 22711
Lineage: Eukaryota; Fungi; Ascomycota; Leotiomycetes; Helotiales; Amorphothecaceae
Exons: 4
Coding region: 1-2130 (709 amino acids)
Biological process (GO): protein phosphorylation; intracellular signal transduction
Cellular component (GO): cytoplasm
Molecular function (GO): ATP binding; protein serine/threonine kinase activity
Source: RefSeq, a predicted model, not a curated record